This is a messenger RNA of Colletotrichum phormii, 1807 nucleotides long. Its product is annotated as HAD-superfamily subfamily IIA hydrolase. The transcript has 4 exons. Gene Ontology annotation, biological process: glycerophospholipid biosynthetic process. Gene Ontology annotation, cellular component: mitochondrion. Lineage: Eukaryota; Fungi; Ascomycota; Sordariomycetes; Glomerellales; Glomerellaceae. The coding region runs from base 119 to 1456 and encodes 445 amino acids. The record is from RefSeq and is a predicted model, not a curated record.
GAAGGACCUCGAUUCAUCAUCACUCUUACAUCCAGAAGCAGCAACCAUUUCCUUUCACGUUCUACCAUGCGGCAUAUUUGAAACCCCAAAUUGAUUUAAGGGAAUUGCAUUAUACAUCAUGAGACAGGCUAUCAGGGUUACGGGUCUCGGUCGGCUCCUCUCGAGGCCACUCACUACUUCACCGACACCGUUCAGAUGCGCAGCUGCCGGUAUCGGGCGUCACGAGAGAGGGAUUUCCGGGUUGAGGAGAGUUACGCUGCCUUCGACGAGCUUAUCGUGUGUCAAGACUGUUGGCGCGGGGCGGUAUUUCAGUAGCAAGAAGCAGGUUUUCGAGGCGGGCGAAGCUCCGUCGUUUGCGUUUGCUUUUGACAUCGACGGCGUUCUGUUGCACGUGGCCAAGCCUAUUCCCGGGGCCGCCGAGUCGCUUCAGUACCUCAACGACAACAACAUCCCCUUCAUCCUCCUGACCAAUGGCGGAGGCAAGCCAGAGGCCGUCCGGGUGAAGGACCUGAGCGACAAGCUCGGGGUCAAGCUCUCGGUGGACAACUUUGUCCAGUCGCACACUCCCUUUCAGGAGCUGGUGCAGGGGCCGGAAGGGCUGGGGGACAAGACCAUCUUCCUGACGGGUGCGGAUGCGAAGAAGUGUAGAGAAAUUGCCAAGCUGUACGGCUUCAAGAACGUGGUGACGCCAGCAGACAUCAUCCACGCCCACCCAGAAGUAUUCCCCUUUGAACUCCUCAAGAAGUCAGUCUACGCAGACUCCCACGAGCCCUUACCCAAGCCCAUCCACAACGGCACCGUAUCAGACGCGGACGCGCUCAAAAUCGACGCCAUGUUCGUCUUCAACGAUCCGCGCGACUGGGCUCUCGACAUCCAAAUCAUCACCGACCUGCUCCUCUCGCGCGAGGGGCUUUUGGGGACGUACUCGGCCAAGAACGGCGAUGCGUCGCUUCCCAACGGCGGGUGGCAGCAGGACGGGCAGCCGCCGCUCAUAUUUUCGAAUGCGGACCUGUUCUGGUCGACGACGUACCACCAGCCGCGGUUCGGGCAGGGGGCGUUCCAGGCGGCUGUGGCGGGGGUGUGGAAGGAGGUCACGGCGGGGCAGGCGGAGUUGAAGAGGACGGUGUUUGGGAAGCCGUUUGCGACUACGUAUCAGUAUGCGGAGCGGGUGCUUGAUGCGCAUCGGCGGGCGCUGCUGGGUAAGAAGAGUGGCGGCAACGGGGAGGCGCCGCCGUUGAAGACGGUGUACAUGGUGGGAGAUAACCCGGAGAGCGAUAUCCGGGGCGCGAAUGAUUAUAGCAACGAGGAGACGGAGUGGGCUUCGUUGCUGGUGAAGACGGGGGUUUGGAGUCAGACGAGGGGCGCGCCUACGCAUAAGCCCACGAUGAUUGUGGAUGAUGUCAAGGCGGCGGUUGAGUGGGCGUUGCAGAGGGAGGGAAGGUCGACUAGAAUCUGAGCAUGUGUUGGAGCAUGUUGGUACUAGAAGCUCCAGCGGAUGGUCCAAAUAGUGUAUUGUAUUUAGGUAGCCGUAGCUCGUCGAUGAAUGGCAUGGAGUGAGUGUGUAAGUACUCAGCUGGAGCGUGGAAUAUAAGUAUCUUUUUAGAAGAAUAUACCGAGAGAAUAAGCUGGCUAGAAGAGUUAUAAUAGAUGAUAGUGAGAAUGUAUGAGAUAGAGGGCAGUGAAAAUGAUAGUGGUGAGUAGCAAGUCAUUCUGGUCAUUGCUAUACCUGCCUCUCAAAGCAGGAUUUUGCGAUUUAGACUCUUCUCCCAGUGACAUGGCGUCGUGUUUGUUCAGAGGAAGAGAUUGG